AUGCAGGAGCGUUGGACUGAAGGCGUGUGAGCUCAGCAUCGGACUGUGGGGUUAGUUUGGAUCAUGGAUGUAUGAAGAGAACUGGAUACAACGUCGGAGGCGGGGCCCCGUUCAUUCCUAUGAAAGUUGCUCUGUGGAGCAUUUGGACCAAAUUUCCGCCUCUACCCCUGGUUUUGAUACUUCCGUUCACAACAGCUGUCUGACGGCGUUUCCCUUCAACUCAUGAGCUGCUGAAACCACGAUCCGGACACUAAAAAGUUGUUUGAGGCCCAAAAUGGGCUGCACGAUCAGCGCCGAGGACAGAGCUGCGGUAAACAGGAGUAAAAUGAUCGACAAAAACCUGCGAGAAGACUCCGCCAGAGAAGUGAAACUGCUUUUUAUCGGUAUUGAAGGAUCUGGGAAAAGCACAAUAUUAAAGCAGAUGAAAAUCAUUAAUGAAGGUGGCUACUCAGAGGAGGAGUGCAAACAGUACAAGGUGGUGGUGUACAGCAACACCAUCCAGUCCAUCAUGACCAUCAUCGAGGCAAUGGAACGGUUAAAGAUAGAUUUUGGGGAUGCUGCAAGGGCUGAAGAUGCCCGCCAGCUGUUUGAUGCGGUACCUUCCCGCUUUGCCGGAUUUGGUGUGAAUGUAGCCGAAGGGGUGUUGUUUGCAGAGCUGACCAGCGUGAUCCAGAGGUUGUGGAAUGAUAGUGGAGUUCAGGCUUGCUUCCAUAGGUCGCGAGAGUAUCAGCUCAACGACUCUGCUGCAUAUUACUUGAAUGACUUGGACAGGAUCUGCCAGCCGAACUACGUCCCGACUCAGCAGGACGUGCUGCGUACAUAUGAGAGGACCACUGACAUCGUGGAAACUCGUUUCACCUUCAAAAAUCUCAACUUCAAGAUGUUUGAUAUCGGUUGCCUGCAAAAGACGAGGAAGUGGAUUUGUUGUUUCGACAGACGCUGGCUCACAUCUAUCAUUUUCUGCGUAGCGCUCAGCGACUAUGACAUCGUCUUGUAUGAGGAUAUUCCAGAGAAGUUCCAGAUGCAGGAGAGGCUUUUCGACGGCUUCUGCAACAGGUUGUUCCCACAUACCUCCGUCAUUCUCCUCCUCAACAAAAAGGACUUGUUUGAGGAGAAGAUCAGCAAGAGCCCACUCACAAUCUGCUACCCCGAGUACUCUGGCGGGCACUCAUAUGAAGAGACAGCAGCUUAUAUCCAGCACAAGUUUGAAGACUUAAUUAAACAAAACGACACCAAGAUCUACACCCACUUCACUUGUGCCAUUGACACCGAGAAUGUGCAGUUUGUGUUUGAUGAGGUCACUGACUUCAUCAUUAAGACCAACUUGAGGGAGAUCAGGCUCUACUAAAUCUUUAGGCCCUGCAGGAGUCAGGAGGAGAAUCAAGACUUCUGGGCUGGCAUGUCUUGUCUGCAGAGGGUGAAUUGGAAAGUAGGUGUUAAGGACUGAGCAGGUGGCCAUGCUGCAUGCAGGACUAAUAAAUUUCACAUUUUGGCAACUUGCUACCAUGAUCACUUUUGUUCCAAUAAGUGUUUUUUUCCCCACCUGUAUGUUGCAAAGACCUGUCCCUACUCUGCCUCUGAUUGGCUCUGACCCUGAUAUUCUCACUCUAACCCUAACCACCUCACUCCUCAUGCCUAAAUCUAACCAAUAAAGGAAACAAGUACUAGCCAAUCAGAGGCAGAGUAGGACGAGUCUUCGUGGAAUGCAGGUGGGGAAAAAAAUAAGGCUGUCUUGAUAGAUUUCAUAGUGCAGAUCAUACUAGGAGGAAGUAAUUAGUGAGGGAGUCUUGUGAAAUGAUCACUGUGAGUCCUGUCAUAUUUGCAUUGGUGAAGGGCUGGCAGGUGAAGCCGCUCUCUCUCUCAAAUCCAGCUGACACAUUUAUAAAUUUGUCUGCCACAUGCACAAGGACCAAACGAGACUACCUGUUCACCAAAUCCAUUUCUGCAUUUCACAGUUUAAUAUUAUAGAUAAUGAUAUAUAAUAUAAUAUGCAACACAAUUAAAUAUUAUGCACACUUUUGAAUGGGAUUAUUUAGCAACACAGCUGUCUACAUAGUCAUUUUAAUAUUAACUACACCACCUUGUAUUGAUUGAACAGUAUUUUUAUACUUAAUAGACAUCACUGCAAAUGAGUUUGUGAAGGGAUAAGUGCUUGCUCAUGGGGGAAUUGUUGGGUCUCUGUAAAUUAAAGAGUACGGUCUUGACCUGGUCUAUGU
Molecule: messenger RNA, 2216 nt
Organism: Thunnus maccoyii (southern bluefin tuna)
Lineage: Eukaryota; Metazoa; Chordata; Actinopteri; Scombriformes; Scombridae
Product: guanine nucleotide-binding protein G(i) subunit alpha-1-like
Exons: 1
Coding region: 275-1348 (357 amino acids)
Biological process (GO): adenylate cyclase-modulating G protein-coupled receptor signaling pathway
Cellular component (GO): heterotrimeric G-protein complex
Molecular function (GO): GTP binding; G protein-coupled receptor binding; GTPase activity
Source: RefSeq, a predicted model, not a curated record